UAUAAAUAUCUGAAGUUUGGGUAGAUGACUUCUCAAAGCACACUUAGCGAUUUUCACUGUAAGGGUAGAGAUACUGCCUUUGUCACAGAUAUCUUGUGUUCAACAUAACAGUUAUUGGAAUAAAAAAAAAAACUUGAGAACAAAUUAAGGAAUUCUAGCCACCUAAAAAUCUUUUUUUGGUUGACUUAUCACAGUGUCUUCUAGGAUCUACAAGAAUUAGACAAGUAGAAUCUCAUCCCCACCAUAGAAACUUGUUUCCAAAGAAGAAAAAAAUCUAACAUUUUAGAGUUCAUCUGAAGGCCUGUGAGGGUAUGAGAAACUCAAAUGAAAAAUAGAGUACAAGAAGUCAGUUGCUCAUUUUACUGUGACCUGGGAUAUCUUCUGAAUUGUAAGAUAGAGCCAUAUAGCCCACCCAUACCUUUUUUUUUUUCUGCAACAGAGUUGAGCUCAGUUGCAAAACAUAGCCAGUCCAGUAUAUUUGUCCACAGAGACAAUUUGGUGAGGCCAUUUGUUCAUGCAUGCAAAACCCCCUCAUAUUUAAUAAACUUAGUACAAUAUCCUGCAUUUACACUAGCCCUACAUUCAGUUGUAUCACCAUAAAUGCCUUGUUGCUUUCUGAAGUUUGAUGUUGUUCCAAACAUCUGUGCUGAAUGGAUGAGUUCAUGUUACCUUGGAAAGUCUCCUGGGAAAAGCCAAACUGCAGUAACUUCUUCUCUACCUCCAAAGGAAUUUUUUUGAUUAUUUGAGGCUUAUCCAAAAGUUCCUCCUGAUUCCCAAGGAGCAGUGCUUAGGAAUGAUGUGUAGUGGGGGAUUAUCUUGUACAGGUUAAUACUAUGGAUAGUCAUAUGAGUUAACUGACUAAUUUCCAGAAAGUUUGUUUGGUCUAGCUAUGUUCCAUGUGCUUUGCAACAGAGAUGAAAAUAACUGACCAAAAUACCAAAGUGGUGAUAAGGGCAGCCUUUAAAGCACUGAUUUGCUGUAUUUAUCACCAUUUGACCCCCCCGGCCACACAGGAAGGAACUCAGCCCUAGAGUGAAGUACAACAUCACUACCCGUUUCCUUUUUAGUAAGUAUUAAAAGGACUCUUCCUGUCAGGUUAGUUAAGCUGAAGAGAAGCAAUGCUAUUAAAAUGAGUUGCUUCUCUGGUGAAGAUAAUCCUGUGUGUUUGUUGCUGGCAUGUGAAACAUAACUGUGAUUCAGUCAUGAUUUCUGUAGCUAGAAAAUAUGCAGUAUAUUUCAAGUACCCUUAUUCCCUGUUGGGCAAACAGAACACAUGCUUAUGUAAGGAAAUUUGUUAUAAAAUUUUCAACAAGGCAUUAAAAAGAGGAAUUUGUAAGAAAAUACUAUGAACAAUCACGUUAAGACCUGAUUGCACGUAGUUAAUCUUGUGAUAUUAUUGACUUCUCACUAUUGAUUAUAGGUGACAAAGUAAAUAGACUAAUUGCAUCAUCUGUCAUUUGGGAGUUUGCAUUCAAGCCUCUUUGCUUUAAUCUGCUUGGAAUGAUUUAUAACGAAGUUACUGCUGUCUUAUUUAAUAGCUAGAUCUGUGUUGGACCAGAUUAAUUACUUUACAAUGUCGUAAAUGUACAUGUAAAGCUUGUAAAUUAGAUCCUUGCUGAAAUCUUUGGGAGAGGUUUGAAUUAUGUGCUGUGAAGUGUUGAUGAAACAAUCUUUUUCAGUUCAUUUUAAUCUUCUGUCAUUGCUGUAUACAGUUUACAAAAUUAUUGAUUCCUUGAAAGCUGGAAGGCAAAAAUAUCACAGGUGAACUUAAAGCUAAUUCUAAAGUAAGUAAAAACUGGUGGUGGGAAAAUGCAUAGCAUUCUAUCCUGUAGAGGCCCUUCUUCUUUACCCUUUUUGUCCUCAUCUGAGAGCAGAUCCAAAAAAGGAGUUGUCUUUGCAGCAGUUAACUUCCAGUACUUGCCCUGACCGAAAUUCGGCACAUGUGUUAGGUAUGUGGGUUGCUUGUGAAGUUCAUGGAGAUAAGGUGAACUUCAGAAGAGGAGCAGCGAGCAGCCUGCAAAUAGAGCACUUACUGUACAGCUAGUCAUUGAGGAUGCUCCAAAACCAGGAAUGGGUCUUGCAUGUUUUAGCCAGUGGUGGUUUAAUGUAAAACAUAGAAACAGCUGUGAACUUGAGUGUUGGCCUGCUUCUGAAGUGAGUGUGCUGGCUGCUAGCUGCUUUGCUUCUGGACCCAGGGAUCCUGGAUUGCUUGCUACUGUCAUGCGUGGUUUCAUGACUCAAAGGUAAUGCUAGUCAGAGGAUCACAGAAAGCCUGUUAAAUAUGGCUGGUGUUUCUCUUCUGAUUCUGUAUAGUGCUUCAUUCAUUUCAUCAUCUUUGGGGUAGUACAGAUUUUAAACUAUAUAGUACAGAUCUAUUUUUUCAGCUUGCGAAUGUGCAUCUAACACCUGCAGUAUGAUAUUACAAGCUGUUGUCUUGCACUGGUUUCUAAGAUAUUUAGAUAUUUCUUUAAGGAUUAUGCAGAAUUUAUUGUUAAGUGUGUUUUACUUCACCUGGAGUGAUGGGGACAUUAUCAGCCAUGGUUGUGGUACAGUUGUAUGUAGCCAGCCUUCCAAACUGGGUGUUUUUUCCCUUGUGCAUAGCAAUAACGGGUUUGUCUGACAAUGCUUCCAGACUUUUAAUUUGUCCUGUGUCUUUUUAAACUCUUGUAUGAAGCUCAGCUGUUUACACUUUUAGUAAAUCUCUUCAGCAUCUCUUUAUGAAUAAUUUAUUUUUACAGAUGCAUUUAAAACCAUCCCUUUGUUAGGGAAGGGUCUCCUGCCUCUCUGCAUACUGGAGUUGCAAGGUUUUGGGGUUUUAAGGGUUUCCAAAUGAUGUCUUAGCUUCCUCUCUCUGAAAAUAUUUGCUUUAUUUUUUUCCAGUUUGACUUGUUGCCCUGGUUUAUUCUCCUUCCAUUUAUUUUGUUUGCUAUUUCUACUUUCCUGUACAGUAUUUUGUUGACAAAACUCUUGGCUUGGUGUUGAAUAAAUUACCUUCUCUCUGUGCUGGCUCUUGCCUUCCUGUCAUAGCUAUUUUGAGUUUAAGUACUUGUUAGGUUCCCUACCUAAGGAUAAAGUCAAAUGAAGUGUGAGCUAAUGUACUAGCGUGCUGUUGCCAGAAGGGAGAUGUUCUGUUUCUUCUACAAUCCCCUUCCUACAUCUCCCAUCUUUGAACUUCCCCUACUUAUUCUCUGGCACUCAGCAGACUCCUGUAUGCAUUGAUUCAGCUUACUGGUUGCAGAACAUAAACCCAGCUGCAUUAGGGAAUUAAAUCACCUCAGCAAAAAGUCCAAAGAGUUAAAGAUGGCUAUGCAGGAUCAUGUGGGAGAGAAAGACAGACCUGUGGUGUCACUGAGCAGUUAGAUUGGCUUGUAUAAUUUCACGUUAGAAAUGUAAUUUGAUAAUAGAUUUAACUGCUCUCAGUUGGGGCUGCUCCACCCUCAGCUAUGUCUUCCCCUCUGUCUUUUGCCAUCACAGUUAUGUCCAUGUCUCUGCAAUGGAACAAUUCAGGGAACUGAACUGGAAAGAAGUGACUUUUUGUCAAGGUUAGUUUUCAUCUAGUUUCAUUACCUUACCAGCAGUCUGGGUAGCCACUGGAGCCCCACUGGAAGGAAGAGGGUCUGGAAGGCAUGGCUGAAGGCAGGGGAAGCAGCAGUGUCACAUAAUCAGUUCAUGCUGUCUUAGAACUGCAUCCUUACCGAGGCAGUAGCACAACGGAGGGUGAUGUGUGCUGAGGACUUGCUUACUUGACAGUAUUGUGGUUAGAUAGGAUACUUCAUUCCCUGCAAAACUUUUCACUGUGACAUGAUCAUGAUCCACCUGUGUCCUUUAUAACUGGGUAUUUAGUAUGAAGAAAUGGGUUAUCAAAUUUCUUUCCAGGUGAAUAGAAGUUAAAUGAAAAUGUAGAAGCCUGCUGCAUGAGCAGUUUCAGUUCUGUUUCUUCUGCAGUUUGUAUGAAAUAACAAACAGUUCAAAAAGGGGCAAGUCAGUGCAUGUACAAUCCUUUGGGAGCACCUUGCAAGAUAAGCAAUCUGCUUGAGUGACGACAUAAUUGAAAUGGAGAGCGAGAAGUAAACAAAAUCUAACUUAAAUUGUGCAAAUGAAUGAAGAGGAAGGGAAGCUGACUUGUGAAGCAGGAGAGCUUGGACUUUCAUCGUCUAGUCAGCGCUGACAGAGAGCGAACUCUUAGUAGUUGGGGAAUGACAGUGACUGGCAUGUGUUUUCAGGGUUGGAAUGAAAAUAUCCCCAAUAAGUUGGGUCGAAUGGAUGAGGAAAUUGCAUACAAACUCUUCGUAUAUUCCCUUACUUUUCUUUGCAUUCUGAUAUGUGGGGGAAACCGCAACAAAACCAAUUUGAAGAGAGCAGACUUUCAGGAUCUUCCCCGUGUGUGUCCUGAGCCCCUGCCUUUAAAAUCACUUUGAAAAUUUGUAAACUGCAACCUGCACCCUGGAUGCCAGCAUUGAGUGGGCACUGAAGUGUUGAUCAGUGUUGGUUACCUGACAAAGUGUGGGCCAGGUUUGACCAGCAAGCCAGAUCCCUCCAAGUGGCCAACCUUUUGCCUUAAAGAGGACAUAAGGGACGCUUUUACGUGAUAGAAUGGAUGAACAGUCACAAGGCAUGCAGGGGCCUACUGCUCCACCAUUUCAGCCACAGAAAGCCUUGCGACCCGACAUGGGCUAUAAUACACUUGCCAAUUUCCGAAUAGAGAAAAAGAUUGGCCGUGGGCAGUUCAGUGAAGUUUACAGAGCAACCUGCCUGUUGGAUGGGGUACCAGUGGCUCUGAAGAAGGUUCAGAUAUUUGAUUUAAUGGAUGCCAAAGCCCGUGCUGACUGCAUCAAAGAAAUAGAUCUUCUUAAGCAACUGAAUCAUCCAAAUGUAAUUAAAUAUUAUGCCUCAUUCAUUGAAGACAAUGAACUGAACAUAGUGUUGGAAUUAGCUGAUGCUGGAGAUCUCUCUAGAAUGAUAAAGCAUUUUAAGAAACAGAAGAGGUUGAUUCCUGAAAGAACAGUUUGGAAGUACUUCGUUCAGCUUUGCAGUGCCUUGGAACACAUGCAUUCUCGUCGUGUUAUGCAUAGAGAUAUAAAGCCAGCUAAUGUGUUCAUUACAGCUACAGGGGUAGUAAAGCUUGGAGACCUUGGACUUGGUCGAUUUUUCAGCUCCAAAACCACAGCUGCACAUUCUUUAGUUGGUACACCUUAUUAUAUGUCUCCAGAGAGAAUACAUGAAAAUGGUUACAACUUCAAAUCUGACAUCUGGUCUCUAGGCUGUCUUCUGUAUGAGAUGGCUGCACUGCAGAGUCCCUUUUACGGUGAUAAAAUGAAUUUGUACUCCCUGUGCAAGAAGAUAGAACAGUGUGACUACCCACCUCUCCCUUCAGAUCACUAUUCAGAGGAACUGCGACAAUUAGUUAAUAUGUGCAUCAACCCGGAUCCAGAGAAGCGACCAGACAUAACCUAUGUCUAUGAUGUAGCGAAACGUAUGCAUGCACACACUGCAAGCAGCUAAACAGACAUCAGAUCGUGAAGAAAAGAGCAGAAAUAACCAAGUAUUUUAAAUAAAUCAUCCCACCUCUGUGUGUGUUAUAGAAAUGUAAUUAUUUGAAGCCUGCUGUUGUGCUUUGAAUUGUAAACCAAUUUAUAUACAAGCUUUGUUGUUUUCUGUUUAUUUCUAUUUUUUGUAUUUUUUACUAACUUGCAGUUGUACAAUAGGUUUAAAUAUGUAAAGCGUAACUUUAAAAGAUACCGAGAACCACUGUUUUCCAUGUUAAGUGGGUUCAAGUAUAUUUACUUUAAUAACAAAAUUGUAUUCAGUUGGGCCUCAAUUCUAAAACACAGUUGCACUUUUGCACAUGAUACAGAUAUUAGGCUUAUUAUCCAGAAGCAAAAUGUCUGAAUCUCUCACCUUUUUAGUAAUUUAUGGAAAGUAUGAAUCAACACAGUUAACUUUAUUUUAAUCUUUGUUCUAAGAGGAACAUAAUUAUUAUAGAAGGUUAUUGUAUUUUAUAUUGAAUUGUAGUUUGCAGUUCUCCGUGUAACAGUAGACAGGCGAUAAGAUUAGUUCUCUGCUUGCCAAAUGUGAUGGGAAAAUAGUUUCAGGAAAAAUUGUCAUGCUGAAAUUUUUGUAACAUCCCUUUCUCUUUUGCUAUUCUGUCAUAAUGCACAUAAAACAUUUGUUGGAGGUUUUCUGGGAAAAUCUAAGGUGUUGGUUCUGCAAUCUGAUCGUUUUCAACAGCAUUGUGCAGCACUGCCCUGGGGCAGUAGAGUCUGCAUAGUUAAGUCUUAAAACCAUGCAGAUGCUUCUUGUAGCAAAUAGGGUUCUUUUGAGGCUAGCGUUUGUGAGAAGGUCAGAUUAAAAGAUGCAGUAUUUAAGUUACAACUUCCCAACUGUUUAUGUAUAUGUCACCAUUUGUAGAUUUUUGUGUUUAAAAUAAUUUGAAUGACCUUACAGUAUAUUUUAAUCUUUUUUUUUUUAAUACAGAAACCUUUGGGAAAAGAUAUAGUAGUGUAGUAUAACACAAAAUGUGUUCUUCGUGAAUAUCUGGAUUUGUAUACUGUGUCCUGAGAAUUAGUUUUAUAUUUAGCAAAAGUAAAUAUUAGCUUUUAUGUUUAAGAAACUUGCCACUCCUUCAUUUGGGAAAUAAAUAUAUAUGCAAAAUGUCUUACAAAUACUUUAUUAGUUGAAAAGGAAAUUCAGAAUAUUCUUGUUAGACCAUAGUACCUUUUUGGGUAUGCUUAGAUAAUAUUUUUAUUGUUAAGGAAGGAAGGUGACUUGGUUUUAAAUGUGGUAAAAAUGGAGAAUCGACUGAAAUUCUUGAGUUUCAAGACUGAACUUUUUGUAGAGAACUGUCAAAACAUAAUUAUUACCAGUGAUAUUUCGAAGAAGCUGUUAGAGUCAGUUAAAUCUUUUUCCUUACGUGGGUAAAAAGAAGUUAGUUCAAAUAAAAGCAGUGGUAUGUACAUACACAUAGAAGUUCUAGAUGCAGUCAGUUCCCUGCACGCUCAGAUUUUUUUGUUUGUUUCUCUGUGCAGCUUUAAUUUUUGAUUUGAUAUAAUGCUCGACGAAUAAAAAUUCAGCUGUGGGGUUUGUGGAUGAAAUGUUCAAGCUAGGUCACGUUUUUUUCUUAUUUUGUAUUUUUUAAAAUGACAAAUACUAUGGAAAUCGGUUUGGCAAAAUACAGGACUUUUUAAAUAGUAUGUGCCAGAUCAUCAGCUUAUCUUAAUACAUUUUUGUUUUAUUUUUGUUUCCAAAUUUUGUAGGAUGAAUCCUUAGUUUUCCUUCUAGCUUCUGUGUAUACUUAAUCUUGUAGGACUUUGGUGGAACCAUGUGUAGGGAGGAAGUAUUUGUGAAACCUUGGUUUGUGUCUAGCAACCUCUAGAUUUGUUUUCAUUUAUUUGAUUACUGAAUUUUAAAAAUGAUGGUUAUGUUCUAUAACAAUAUGUUCAUAUGUCAUAGAAUGAAAUGGUUUGUAUUGGAAAAGGCAGCGCAAUACUUGCUUGACUGCCAGGAUUAGCUCUUAAUAGGCACAAGUACUUAAACCAUUUUUUUUCUGAAAUAUACUAGAACAUUUAAAAAACACUGAAAAAAACCCCAGCACAGUCAGUCUUAUUUGCAUCUGAUAUUAUACAUCAAGUAUUGAACUUUUCCUGAAAGAAACUAGU
Molecule: messenger RNA, 7655 nt
Organism: Haliaeetus leucocephalus (bald eagle)
Lineage: Eukaryota; Metazoa; Chordata; Aves; Accipitriformes; Accipitridae
Gene: NEK7
Product: NIMA-related kinase 7
Exons: 12
Coding region: 4594-5502 (302 amino acids)
Biological process (GO): protein phosphorylation
Molecular function (GO): protein kinase activity; ATP binding
Source: RefSeq, a predicted model, not a curated record